AAAUUGUUAUAGUACCCAAAAAUCUAGAAUGUGAAUUCCAAAAGCUUCUCUUAUCCUCUACAAACCCAUUUUUCGCAGUUACAUAACAAAGACACAGAAUGAUGGCGGGAACCGCUACCUUGAACCUCAAUCUCUCCCAUUUUUCUUCUUCAUCUUCCUCUCUACGCAAACACUCUUCUUCAUCCCCAUCCAUCUUUCCAAUUCGAAACCCUCCUUCUUCUAAUCCCCGUUUUUUCAAGAUUUAUGCAGUGUCCAGUAACGACAUUAAAGUUGGUACCAAUGUUGAAGUUGAUGGUUCACCUUGGCGUGUGUUAGAGUUUCUUCAUGUCAAACCUGGAAAAGGUGCGGCAUUUGUGAGGACCAAGCUCAAGAAUUAUCUUUCAGGAAAUACUGUUGAGAAGACCUUCAGAGCUGGAAGUUCGAUUGAUGAAGCAGAUAUAGUCAAGGAAACGAAACAGUUCACAUAUAAAGAUGGUGUUCAGUUUGUCUUCAUGGACUUGAGUACAUACGAGGAGACUCGUCUGAAUGAAUCAGAUGUUGGGAACAAAACAAAGUGGCUGAAAGAGGGAAUGGACUGCAAUUUGCUGUUAUGGAAUGGAAAAGUUAUUGAUGUUGAUCUCCCUACAACAGUCAAGCUUAAGGUAGUUGACGUGGAUCCCGGUCUUAAGGGUGACACAGUCCAAGGUGGAACAAAGCCAGCAACUCUCGAAACCGGUGCUGUUGUCAAUGUUCCGCUCUUUAUAAAUGUAGGUGAAGAAAUACUGGUUGAUACAAGAUCUGGGCAGUACAUGAGCCGUGCCUAAGGUUUCACAUCAAGUUUUGUCUUCAAUUGAAGUUCAGAGUUUUGUGAUUUAUUUUGUUCUCUUACAAGAACAUGUAGCAUAUGUAAUAGCAAACAGAGCGAAUUGACUAUGUAUCACAGCAUGAGUUAAAAUUUUGUUGUAACUUGUAAGUUAGUAAUGAAACUGAGUCUCUUGCGGCAUCA
This is a messenger RNA of Lathyrus oleraceus (garden pea), 985 nucleotides long. RefSeq lists its product as uncharacterized. Gene Ontology annotation, biological process: peptide biosynthetic process; translational elongation. NCBI's taxonomy places the organism in Eukaryota, Viridiplantae, Streptophyta, Magnoliopsida, Fabales, Fabaceae. The transcript is spliced from 7 exons. The record is from RefSeq and is a predicted model, not a curated record. Bases 99 to 803 code for a protein of 234 amino acids. Gene Ontology annotation, molecular function: translation elongation factor activity. Gene Ontology annotation, cellular component: cytoplasm.